Messenger RNA from Synchiropus splendidus (mandarinfish), 1726 nucleotides. It is a transcript of the gene hmg20b, whose product is annotated as high mobility group 20B. Lineage: Eukaryota; Metazoa; Chordata; Actinopteri; Syngnathiformes; Callionymidae. The record is from RefSeq and is a predicted model, not a curated record. Gene Ontology annotation, cellular component: nucleus. The transcript is spliced from 9 exons. Bases 447 to 1337 code for a protein of 296 amino acids. Gene Ontology annotation, biological process: regulation of gene expression.
AAGAAUACAAUGCCCACCUAGCAUCGUUUGACUCAAUUGAUAAAUGUUUUUAUCUUGUCAAUCCAUUGAUUUAUUUUGUCUUAAAUUAGCUGUAUUUGCUGUGUAUAUUUAGGAUUUUUUUGUGUCUUCAUUUGUUCGGAAGAUGGGUUUGAGGUGUGGACUAACUUGUUGCGACAACCCCUGAAGUAAAAAUCGAAAGGCUUAACUAAAUUUAAUUACGUUGUGUUGCUGUGGUUGCAUAUAUAUCUGAGCCUACUUGGUUUUAAAAUACAAUAUUUUUGACGGAAUAUAAAGGAUGAUAUUAUGUAUGGCCGAUAUAAAAAUGCUCAGCAGAUGGCGCUGUCCAAAACAACAUCCAACUGCCCGUAAACAAAUAGAAGAAGAAGACAUCCGCUUCCUGUUUGGCCAGGACGUCGGAAUACUGCUAUUUGGUUGAAACCAAGAAAAUGAACACGGGAGGAAUAAAACAGGAGCAGAAUGAGCCCCAACAGCCACACAAAGCUUCACAGUCAACUGAACAUUCGCUGGAGGAGCCGAAGAAGAGAGGUUGGCCGAAAGGAAAGAAAAGGAAGAAGGUGCUCCCAAAUGGUCCGAAGGCACCGGUGACAGGAUAUGUCCGUUUUCUGAAUGAGCGACGGGAACAGAUGAGGGCCAGGCAUCCUGACCUUCCAUUUCCCGAAAUUACUAAAAGACUUGGGGCGGAGUGGACUCAACUAGCUCCUGAUGACAAACAGCGCUACCUGGAUGAGGCGGAGCGUGAUAAGGUGCAGUAUGCACAAGAACUGAAAGAGUACCAACAAACCGAGGCCUUUCAGAUCACUAGUGCAAAAAUACAAGACAAGAAGUUAAAGAAAGAAGACACUCCAUCGAUAUUUAUGGGCAGUGGUUCAGGGUUAUCUUUUCCAAAGGCUUCUGAACUCUCGAGUAGGUUUGACAUUCCAAUCUUCACAGAGGAGUUCCUGGACCAGAAUAAAGCCCGAGAGGCAGAGCUGCGACGGCUUCGUAAGGCCAAUAUUGAGUUUGAGGAGCAGAACGCAGUGUUGCAGCGGCACAUCAAGGACAUGUACAAUGCCAAAGAGCGAAUGGAAGCUGAACUGGGACAAGAUGAGAAGCGCACACAAGCCCUUCAACAGCACUUGCUGACCAUUAAACACAUAUUGGUCAACAGUCUGUCAUCAGUGCCUCUGCCAGAUACAGGUGAGACGGCGUCCCUCGGAAACUUGGAUUCAUAUUUGAGUCGUCUGAGCGGAGUGCUUGAAGGAAACCCUCAUAAGCACCGUGCCUUGCUUUCACAACUUUGCAAACUUCUUUCUCACCUGGACAGUGAGAAGUUGUGAGCAAACGUCCUUCCUGUUGCAGAGGCUUGCUCAGGUUUUAUCAAAAGGGUACUGUUUCUCGGACAAAUUCCACAGUCGAGGCUGUUUUGGCUUUCUGUGCUGUUGUGGCUUCUAAUUUGGACCAUGUACAUAGGUUGCUUUAAUCUGAGCAGGGAUCCAGACAAAUGCAGUUGUACACAAGGUCUUGUUGUACCACUGCAAAUGAGACAAUAUUUCAGUUUGUCAUUUGCUGUUCAAAUGUAUUGCUGUUAGAAAUAGAAGAAGCAAUGCUGAAAGUGCACUGUUGGUGUGCCUCUAGUUUGCUUGCAUUAUCAUAAAUGACUGUUAUUGAGUGGAUAGUGUCCAUUUAUUCCAUAUUUGUUAAUGUUUCAAGGAUUCAUUAAAACAUG